AUGACAAAGACGGCAGAGCUAUGGCCUGAAAAGAACGCGAGAGGAUACAAGCUAUUAGAGCAGCCGUAUGGGACAAUGAGAACAAUGCGUGUAAUAUUCAUCGGCGCUGGUGCAUCAGGAAUUUGCUUUUCCAAGUUCGCGGAGGACACGCUGACCAAUACAACGGUUCAAAUCUAUGAGAAGAAUGCUGAUAUUGGUGGAACAUGGUUAGAGAACCGUUACCCUGGCUGUGCUUGCGACAUCCCAUCAGUGAGCUAUCAGUUCACCUGGGCCCGCAACCCCAAGUGGUCAAAAUACUAUUCUGGUUCAGCCGAGAUCUGGCAGUACCUGAACGACAUUGUGGAGAAAUAUGGGUUGAAGUCGUAUAUGAAGUUUAACCAUACUGUGGUCAGCGCCACCUGGAAUAACGAUGAUGGUCUGUGGAACGUUCGCAUCCGAGACUCAGAAGGUGUUGACAUUCUAGACACAUGCGACGUGCUUAUCAAUGGGAGUGGCCAUUUAAAGCAAGUCAAACUCGGCUGGAUUCCCCGUUCUUGUAACUGGCAGUGGCCGGACAUCAAGGGUCUUCAUUCUUUUAAGGGAAUACUACAGCACAGUGCUCAUUAUGAUGAAGGCCUUGAUCUAAAUGAUAAACGUGUUGCCGUUAUUGGGAUGGGAAGUAGCGGAAUACAAAUCACUUCAGACCUUGGGCCAAAAGUCAAGAAACUCUAUACCUGGAUACGCUCACCCACAUGGGUGACUGCUGGGUUCGCCCAAAAAUAUGCUGGACCUACCGGAGGGAAUUUCGAAUAUUCGGCGAAACAGAAGAAAAUGCUCGAAGAAAACCCUGAGCUAAGCCUCAAAUACUCCAAGAUGGUAGAGGCAGAACUCAACAAGAGAUUCCAUUUCAUGAUCAAAGGCACACCGGAAGCUACCCAAGUCAGACAGUACGCGGUCGAAGAAAUGACACGGCGGCUAUCUGAAAGAGAAGACUUGAUCGAGGCUAUGAUCCCGAAGACAUUUGGGGUGGGUUGUCGGCGACCCACGCCUGGGGAGGGUUUUCUUGAGGCGUUGACGAAGAAUCACGUUACCGUCUUCACACAGCAGUUAUUAGAGGUUGACGAGACCGGGUUUGUGGACAGCCACGGAGUGCAUCACGAUGUCGAUGCGAUCAUCUGUGCUACUGGGUAUGAGCCACUUUUGUUCCAAAUAUUUCCCAUCGUUGCCAACGGCCACAACGUUCAGGACUUGUGGGCUCAAAAAAUCACGUCCUACCUUUCCAUAGGUGUUCCGCAUAUGCCUAAUUAUUUCACCAUCAGCGGGCCAUACGGGCCUCACGGCCUCGGCUCGUUCCUUUCUGUCCUGGAAGUCAUCGUCGAGAAUUUUAUCAAGGUCAUCAAGAAAAUGCAACAAGAGAACAUUAAGUCGUUGACGCCGAAGUUACACCUCGCUGAAGCAUUAACAGAGCACGCUGAACUAUUUCUGGCCAGGACGGCAUGGUCAAGCGGUUGUACAAGCUGGUUUAAACAGGGCCGGGCUGAUGGACAGCUUUGUAUGUUUCCGGCAUCACGUCUUGUUUUUAUGGAGAUCAUGAAGGAGCCACGGUUUGAGGACUACGACAUCGAGUAUAGGAGUAUGAAUCCAUGGGCCUUCUUUGGCAACGGCUUUAGCACUCGUCAGUUUGAUGGGCGCGACCUAUCCUAUUACCUCGGCAUGCUGCAGGAGGGGGAUAUAGAGCGAAACUUGGAAGGCGAUCUACAAGAAUUUCUGGCCGCGGCGGAUGCUUAG
This is a messenger RNA of Exophiala bonariae, 1767 nucleotides long. RefSeq lists its product as uncharacterized. Bases 1 to 1767 code for a protein of 588 amino acids. The transcript is spliced from 8 exons. NCBI's taxonomy places the organism in Eukaryota, Fungi, Ascomycota, Eurotiomycetes, Chaetothyriales, Herpotrichiellaceae. The record is from RefSeq and is a predicted model, not a curated record. Gene Ontology annotation, molecular function: NADP binding; N,N-dimethylaniline monooxygenase activity; flavin adenine dinucleotide binding.